AUGACGUCUUUGAUAGGAUUAGGGAACUACGUGCAGCUCGAGAAGCUCGGCGAGGGAACGUAUGCCACCGUGUACAAGGGCCGGUCCCGCACGACGUCUGAGAUCGUUGCGCUCAAGGAGAUCCACCUCGACGCCGAGGAGGGAACUCCGUCUACGGCUAUCCGCGAGAUCAGCUUAAUGAAGGAGCUCAAGCACGUCAACAUUGUUCGCCUCCACGACGUCAUCCACACCGAGAGCAAGCUCGUUCUCAUCUUCGAGUACUGUGAGCAGGAUUUGAAACGGUACAUGGACACGCACGGCGAUCGCGGUGCGCUCCCCUUGAACACGGUCAAGAACUUCACCUACCAGCUGCUCAGCGGCAUCUCCUUCUGCCACGCCAACCGUGUGCUCCACCGUGAUUUGAAGCCCCAGAACCUGCUCAUCAACCGCCGUGGCGAGCUCAAGAUUGGUGACUUUGGUCUGGCCCGCGCCUUUGGCGUGCCCGUCAACACGUUCAGUAACGAGGUCGUGACGCUGUGGUACCGUGCCCCCGACGUGCUCCUCGGAUCAAGGACGUACAGCACCAGCAUCGACAUUUGGAGUGUGGGCUGCAUCUUUGCCGAGAUGAUCACCGGAUACCCCCUUUUCCGUGGCCGUGACAACAACGACCAGCUUGUCCAGAUCAUGAAGAUUGUCGGCACGCCAUCUGAUGCCACGCUGCAACAGAUCAAGAUCAACUCUCCUGAAAUCCAGCUAAAGCAGCCUUUGAGCAAGCACCCCAAGCAGCCCCUGCACUCGAUUGUGCCCAAGGCUCCACGAGACGCGAUCAACCUCCUCGAGCACCUCCUCCAGUUUGAGCCCAACCGCCGAUACGACGCCCAGGAAGCGCUCAACCACCCGUACUUCACCUCGGCACCGAUCCAGGCUCCCGCGAUCCCUCCUUCCGUCUCGUCGUCGACGGCGUCCCUUGCACUUCCCCCUCGCGUCGCUGCUCGUGCAUCGCAGGCCUCAGCUGCCGUCCAGGCACAGCAGGUGGCCGCCCAGCAGCAGGCAGCUGCGGCUCAGGCUCAGGCUCAGGCGCACGUACAGGCCCAGCAGGCCCAGGCGCAGGCCCAGCUCGCUGCCCAGCAGCAGCAGCAGUAUAACAUGAUGCUUGCACAGCAGCGUCAGCAGCAGCAGCAGCAGCAGGGCUACUAUGCCGACCCCAAUAUCCAGGCCCAGGCAGCCGCACAGAUGCAGCUCGCGCAGGCGCAGGCUCAAGCCCAGGCCCAGGCUCAGGCUCAAGCCCAAGCGCAGGCGCAGGCGCAUGCUCAGGCUCAGGCGAGUAUGGACCCAAACCAGCAGGGAUACUACAUGAACCCGAACGAUGGAAGGUACUGA
This is a messenger RNA of Vanrija pseudolonga, 1359 nucleotides long. RefSeq names its product Negative regulator of the PHO system (gene PHO85). The coding region runs from base 1 to 1359 and encodes 452 amino acids. Gene Ontology annotation, biological process: protein phosphorylation. Gene Ontology annotation, cellular component: nucleus; cytoplasm. The transcript has 12 exons. The record is from RefSeq and is a predicted model, not a curated record. Gene Ontology annotation, molecular function: ATP binding; cyclin-dependent protein serine/threonine kinase activity. Lineage: Eukaryota; Fungi; Basidiomycota; Tremellomycetes; Trichosporonales; Trichosporonaceae.